CAUCUUGACAUUCAAUUUUGAAUCCAACCUAAAACCUCAAAUUGUAAACCUAAACCCUAAAUUAUUGAAAUUAAAGUAAAUUUUGAAUGAUUUUUGUACAAAUUAUUGUAUUUUCUUGUCCAUCAUAUCAUACGUGACAAUUACCGUUUCCUUAGAAUAACGAUUAUGAGACCGGUGCAUUCAGUGCACCUAAAAUAGUGAGUGCACUGAUUACGCAACUAUAUAAUAAUUGGAAAACCUUCUAAACAUAUUAUUACUAGAAUGACUAAUCAAAUUUUUUCAAUAAAAUAGAUAAAUUAGUAAAAAUAGUAAACAAAUAUCAAGAAGAAUAAUAAACAGAAAAUGUAAGUGGUACCGGGUGCACAUAUAAUAGAGUUUAGUGAUACCCGACGCCCUAUUCAAGUUUAAGUGGUAUGUCUAUCAUAAUUCUCAAACUUAAAUUACACUAGGUAUUUUAAGUACAAAUUAAUCGAGCACAAAUUGAUUAAGGAUUAAAUUAUAACCGAGAUAAUGGUUACGAUUAUAACCGAAUCGACUAAAUUGUCUUCCUCCGUCACAUUUAGGGCCAGUCCAUCGCCGCAGUAUCCAUCCGCCAGUUUUGCCCGAAAAUGCCCCACCGGAGCUCCCAAAUGCACCGUUCUUUCUCGUCCCUCGCGCCGCCGACCGCCGCUCUUCUGGCGGAAAGAGCUCUGCUCCUCCUCAAACGCCACCCGUACCACCUGAACUCCCUCGCUCCCGAAUUCACGCCCGAAGCAGCUUCCCAUCUACUCCUCAAAUCUCAGGACGACCAAUCCCUAACCCUAAAAUUCCUCGACUGGGCGCGGCCUCACCAGUUCUUCAACCUCCGCUGCAAGUGCCUGGCCGUCCACAUCCUCACCAGGUUCAAGCUCUACAAAACCGCCCAGACCCUGGCGCAGGACAUCGCCGUCACUACCACCGCGGACGACUCCGGCGGCGGAUUCGUGUUCCAGUGCCUCAAGGACACCUACUUCAUCUGCAAUUCCAGCUCGGCGGUGAUCGACCUGGUGGUGAAGUCCUACUCCCAUUUGAAUUUGAUCGAUCAGGCUCUCAACAUUGUGAAUUUAGCCAAGGAGAAUGGGUUUAUGCCGGGUGUUCUGUCUUACAAUGCGAUUUUGGAUUCCUUGAUUAGGUCUAGGAAGCCGUUUAGGUUGGUUGAGGAGGUUUAUAGGGAAAUGGUAGCUAGCAGGGUGUCUUUGAAUGUGUAUAGUUAUAAUAUCUUGAUUAGGGGGUUUUGCAGGGCGGGGAAUUUGGAAAUGGGGUUGAGACUUUUUGAGGAGAUGGAGAAGUAUGGCUGCUUGCCUAAUGUGGUUACGUAUAAUACGGUGAUCGAUACUUAUUGUAAGUUGAAGAGAAUGGAUCAAGCGUUUGGAUUGAUGAGAUCGAUGGCUUCGAAGGGAUUGGAGCCUAAUCUGUUUACUUAUAACAUGGUCGUGAAUGGUUUGUGUAGAGAGGGAAGGAUGAAGGAGACUGAAGAGGUACUUUUUGAGAUGAAAGAGAAGGGCUUUGUGGCUGAUGAGGUUACUUAUAACACAUUGGUGAAUGGUCACUGCAAGGAAGGUAAUUUUCACCAAGCUCUUAUGCUCCAUGGGGAGAUGAUGGGGAAUGGGUUGUCGCCUAAUGUUAUUACCUACACGUCUUUGAUCAACAGUAUGUGUCAAUCUGGGAAUCUGAACCGAGCAAAAGAUUUCUUUGAUCAGAUGCGUGUUAGAGGACUUUCUCCCAACGAGAGGACCUACACAACAAUGGUAAAUGGGUUCUCACAACAGGGGUACAUGAAUGAGGCUCAUCAACUGUUGGAUGAAAUGAAAGCUAAUGGGUUCUCUCCUUCCAUUGUGACGUUCAAUGCCUUGAUAAAUGGAUAUUGUGUUUUGGGGCAGAUGGAGGAUGCCAAGAUGGUGUUUCAUGAAAUGGAAAGGAAAGGUUUUGAGCCAGAUGUAGUCAGUUACAGUACUAUCAUAACUGGAUUUUGCAGAGCUCAAGAGUUGGACAAGGCAUUUCAUAUGAAGAUGGAAAUGGUUCAGAAAGGUGUUGCUCUAGAUGCCAUAACAUACUCAGCAAUCAUUCAGGGUCUUUGUGAACAAAGAAAGUUGAUCGAGGCAUGUGAUAUGUUUCAAGAAAUGCUGAUUAUGAGAGUACCUCCUGAUCAGGUUACUUAUACAACCUUGAUUGAUGCCUUCUGUAAAGAAGGAGAGUUGAACAAGGCCCUUGAAUUGCAUGAUGAAAUGACACGAAAGGGUUUUCUGCCUGAUGCUGUUACCUAUAGUGUACUUAUUAACGGACUAAAUAAACAGGCUCGAACUAGGGAAGCGAAGAGGCUAUUGCUCAAGCUUUGCUACGAUAAAGCCAUUCCGGAUGAUGUCAUGUAUGAUGUUCUCAUAGAGAACUGCAGCAACAUGGAAUUCAGGAGUGUGGCAGCUCUUAUAAAGGGGUUUUGUAUAAAGGGCUUGAUGGGAGAAGCAGAUCGAGUUUUUGAAUCAAUGAUUGGAAGAAACCACAAGCCAGAUGAGGCUGUGUUUAACGUCAUAAUACAUGGUCAUUGUAGAUGGGGGAAUGUAAAGAAGGCGUAUAAACUAUAUACAGAAAUGAUUCAGUUGGAUUACAUUCCUCAUACCAUGACCAUCAUUAGUCUGGUUAAGGCCCUCUCCAGUGAAGGGAUGAAUGAGCAGUUAAACCUAGUCGUCGGCCACAUAUUGAGGAGCUGCAAGCUUAAUGAUGCAGAGGCUUCUAAAGUACUUGUGCAAAUCAACAACAAUGAAGGGAAUAUGGAUGUCGUUUUCAGUUUGCUUGACAAGAUGGCGAAGGAUGGUCUUCUUCCAAAUAGUGGGGCCUCUGGUCGGUGAUCGGGUAUAUGUCAAUCCGACGACAAUUCUUCUACCUGUCAAGCUUUAUCCUAAGAAUACAGGGCCUUCUAUUGCAUUGAUGAGUAGGUAUAACUCAGCAACAACCAUGAUUACUCAUUUUUGCUACAUCAACCCGGUACGAGGUUUGAAUGGUCAUGGCUGUUAAGCAUUAGUUGCGAUGCCUGUCCCUCAGGAGAAGUCCUGGUGAGUGGAAAUUUAUGACUGCUUGACCGUUAUGUUACCAGCAGUUUUAGAAAAUACAGGGAAGUCCUGAAGCUCCCAAGUGUUCAAAGUGAGCACCGCGUUGUGGUCGAAACUAGACCCAUAGUGGUUUGCCAAUGAACCCAAGAAGGGCUUUAUGCAUUGGCAUUGUAGAUUGUUCAUGCUAUAGGGCAAAUAGGAAGAAAGAAAUAGGAACAGAUAUC
Messenger RNA from Linum trigynum, 3286 nucleotides. The record is from the annotation of a GenBank genome assembly. Lineage: Eukaryota; Viridiplantae; Streptophyta; Magnoliopsida; Malpighiales; Linaceae.